AGAACACGUGCAAGUAUCCUCGACAACGGAGUUCCCGAAGAACGUGUACAUAUAGUGCUCGGUGAUCUUACUGAUGAAGAGGUUCAGAAAAGAUUAGUGGAGAGUACGAUAGCACGAUGGGGUCAUUUAGAUGUAUUGGUGAAUAGUGCUGCGGCGUCUAUUACAAAUGGAAAAAGAGGAUUCGAAGCAGACGAUGACGCUUACAUGAAGACGAUGGAUGUCAAUCUGAAGAGCGUCAUGCAACUUGUUCGCCUAGCUCGGCCAUACCUGAUUCAUAGCCAAGGCGAAAUUGUCAACGUGAGCAGCAUCUCGGCACUGAAAUUUGGCAUAAAGUACGAUCCCUACUAUGCGAUUUCGAAGGCGGGUCUUGACCAGCUCACUAGAUCGCUCGCCAUUGACCUAAUCGAAUAUGACGUGCGAGUUAACGGAGUGAGUCGUCCUCACACUGAGAACUUCUUCAAGUCUUCUCACAUUGACAUUUCUACGUCAGAAGGAGAUUCAGAAACCGAUCUGGAAUUUUUCACAGAUUUUUCCAAGCAAUGGGUAAGGGACUACAAGCAAAGGAGCCCACGUAUACCGAUGAGAGACAUACGAGCAGCAAACUUGAAUGAACAUCAACGAGCCCUCAAGGGACGAGAAAAGAAGAAAAUAGGAAAAGAAAGACGGAAAAUAAGAGUGAAAUUCGAUCCAUUCAGUCAGCCAACUUUUUCAUCCUAA
Molecule: messenger RNA, 717 nt
Organism: Cooperia oncophora
Lineage: Eukaryota; Metazoa; Nematoda; Chromadorea; Rhabditida; Trichostrongylidae
Source: the annotation of a GenBank genome assembly